Chilo suppressalis (striped riceborer) is the source of this 677-nucleotide messenger RNA. The record is from the annotation of a GenBank genome assembly. NCBI's taxonomy places the organism in Eukaryota, Metazoa, Arthropoda, Insecta, Lepidoptera, Crambidae.
AGUCUGUGAUGAAAUGUUAUCUGUGUUACCACAAUUAUAACCUAAAAACUGAAAAGUAGAUAAUCACCUGAAUACUUACUCAGAGAUAAUCACUAAGCAGGUACAUUUUAGAAUUUAAAUUAACCGGAAAUAAAAGAAAAUAGCGAUAGCGGUGGCGUAUAAAAAGUAAUUCCCGUAGCUGCUUCCCUUAAACCUUUGAAAAUGGCCUUACCUGUGGAUUUGGAACUCAAAAAGGCAUUUGUAGAUUUACAAGUCAAGAUGAUAGCAACGAGCAAAAAGAUCCAUUUCAUAGAUACCCAAAUAGGAGUUUUGAAGAGAGUUUUACAACAUGUAGAUAUAACUCAAGGUGAAAUCAGUAUGCUGCCGCCUGGAACAAAAACUUACGAAUCUGUAGGCAGGAUGUUCCUGCUCACUGAUCUAGAAGAAGUCAAGAGUAAUCUCAAAACCCGAGAAUCACAGUUAACUGCGAAGACCGCAGACUUGGAAAAAAAUAAAGAGUAUUUAGAAAAGAAUUUGAAAGAAAGUCAAGACAAUAUCAGAGAAAUGGUUCAACAACGCAAAGAGCAAAGUGACAGUAAAAUUUAACAAAAAUGAUUAAAAUAUGAUUAUAGGAUUAUUCUACCUAUAUCGUGAAUCUGUUUAACAAUUUGUAAGUUUCUUAUGAUUUCGAAUAGCUU